This is a messenger RNA of Labeo rohita (rohu), 2827 nucleotides long. Its product is annotated as tripartite motif-containing protein 29. Gene Ontology annotation, molecular function: zinc ion binding. NCBI's taxonomy places the organism in Eukaryota, Metazoa, Chordata, Actinopteri, Cypriniformes, Cyprinidae. The record is from RefSeq and is a predicted model, not a curated record. The transcript is spliced from 7 exons. The coding region runs from base 1 to 1158 and encodes 385 amino acids.
AUGGCACUAUCUUUUUUUGAUGCUGAAAAUCCUUUGAACUGUCCUAUCUGUCUGGAUCUACUUAAGGACCCAGUGACUACAUCUUGUGGGCACAGUUUCUGUAUGGACUGUAUUAAGAGGUUCUGGGAUCAGGAAUAUCAGAAGAGAUUUUUCAGCUGCCCUAAAUGCAGGAAGAUGUUUCUUCAAAGACCAGAUCUCAGCAGAAGCACGGUGCUAGCUGACAUUUUAGAAGAUAUGAAGCAGGAAGUUCCAGCUGGGCCUGGAGAUGUGCAGUGUGAUGUUUGCAAAGUAAGAAGAGUAAAAGCCAUCAAGUCUUGUCUGGUGUGUUUGGCUUCUUACUGUCAAACUCACAUUCGGCCUCAUUAUGAGUCUUCAGCAUUUAAAAAGCACAAGCUGGUAAAUGCUUCUCCAAAUCUACAACAGUGGAUCUGCCCUCAACAUCAUAAAGCACUGGAGGUCUACUGUUAUGAUGACCAGAAAUGUGUAUGUGUGCUCUGCAUGGGGGAUCAGCACUAUGGACAUCAAACAGUCUCAGCUGCAGCUGAAAUGGCUAAAAAACAGGAGGAACUGAACAUAAAAAAGAGAGAUUUUAUUAAUAAAAUCACCAGUAUGGACAAGAAGAUACAGGAAUUUGAUAAGGCUGUGGAUUCUCAUAAGCGCUCUGCACAGGCAGCAGUGGAACACAGUGAGAGGAUCUUCAUUGAGCUCAUCCGUUCCAUUCAGAAAAGACGAGCUGAGGUGAGAGAACUGAUCAGAAAUCAGGAGAAGAGGGAGAUAGGACAGAUCAAUGCCCACAUACAGAAACUGGAGCAGGAGAUCAGUAAUCUACAAAAGGAGAAUGAUAAACUGGGGCAGAUUUUAUAUACAGAGGAUCACAUUCAUUUCUUCCAGAAUUAUUCUUCUCAAUCUAGAGAGUAUGUUUGCACAACUUCACCCAGAGAUGUUAAUGACCUCCUGACAUUUGAGAAAGUAAAAGAAUCUGUCUCAGAGCUGAAAAACCAGCUGGUCAAACUCUGUGAAGAGCACAUGGACAAAAUAUCAAAGAAAGUUGGUGAUGUCCAAAUUUUCAAAACCACUAGGGUCCAAGGCAUGUAUUCACCAGCUUCAUCUUCAUAUUCUCUCUCAUCGGACAGUGAUUGUGUCUACACUUCAGAAUGAAGCCUACCUGGGGAUAUCAGGAAAUUACCUGGAAAUAAUUAUAGAAAUUUGUCCAAUAUCAAAAACAGACAUCUGAAUUCUUUAUGUUGUGUAAUGUGUCUUUUGAUUAUUCACGUCAAUGUCAAGGUGGUGCUAAAGCUAAAAAUAUUGUCAUAACAAAGGUGAUCAUAUUUAAUCUCAUAUGGUUUAGAUAAUAUGAGUUUAUUUAUGUAUGUAGUAAAUGUUAACAGAAUUUUAAUUUCAGGAGAACCUGAUUUAAAAUUAUUUAAAGGCCAAUCCAACAGUACAAUUACAUUUUUACCAGCUUAAAUUACCAGGUUUAAUUAAUAUAAUUUCUAAUUGAUUUGCAGUCAUGUCGUAUGCCUGUUUUACAGUGGCUCAGAAAAUGGUCAUCAGAUUUUAGAAUCUUUUUUUUUUUUUUUUUUUUUUUUUUAAUUUUGCUAAAUGUAUUAAUGUAUUCAUUCAACCAUAGUUAUUCAUUAUGAAUCAAUGAUUUGCUCUUUCUAAUUUACUUAUAUAUAAAGGCUUACUCCUAAAACCAUUAAUUUUGUUUGAGGGAAAUUGGGAGUUACGAUGACUGUUAAGUUCAGGCCUACAUAGAAUGUCCUAAGAUUAUAGAGUAGGCCUACAAUGAAAAGUUUAUCAACACCAAAAUUGAUGACAACCUGUCUGCAUCUCCCAAAGAACCUUGUUACAGUAGUACAUUUAUUUUUUUUGUUUUUGUAUAGAUAGAUUAUAACUUACUUUCAUCUUUUUUUCUUCUUUACUGCACAAACGUACAUUAGAAUAACAAGCAAUAUGGGUUUACAAAACAUUACGCAGGUGAGGUUUGUAAACACCGGGUGGUGCUAUAACAAAACAUAUCUUCAUAAAACGACUAUCUGAAGCAUGCUACUCCUGUUAAAAACAUAUUCUUUAUUCAAACAGCAUCUGCACAAAUCAACAGAAGAAAUAAUAAUUACAUUUCAGCAGUGAUUUCAAUAGUAAAUGGCCACUAAAUGUACUAUUUCUGUAUCUUUGAAUUGUGUGACAGCUGGCCAUCAGGUUGUGGCAGUUCUGUAACAAGUAAAUUAAUAUUUUUAAUUGUAACUCAAAUUUUAAUUGUAAAUAAAAAAAAAAAAAAAGUUCUUUAAACUGCAUUCAGUUUCCAUUUCUGCCUUGAAAAAUUCAAAAGUAACCCGACUUAUGAGGAUGCAGUAACUACCCUGACCCAGCAGGAGGAGCAGGUCAGCACACGGUCAUCCAUCAUGGUGGGUAACGACACAGACGACACGUUUGUGUUUACAUUACAACUGUAUCACUUUAGAACGUGCCUUGAUUGCGAAACGCACGCAAUAUUUUGGAAUGAAAAUAUGGAAUUCUUGCUGUAUUUAGUGCUGCUGAUCAAAUGUAAUUCAAGUUAAAGAACAAUGUCACUCUAUGUUCACACAUCCACUACAAAUCACUUUGUCAGCAAAGAGGAGCAUCAUCUCAUUUUCAGGUACUUUGAUGCAGGAUGUUACAUUGACUAGAAAGUAAUCUCAGUUACUUUUAGAAAGAAACAUUUUACAUAUGUUUAAUAUUCUAUCUAUCUAUCUAUCUGUCUAUAUAUGCCUCAGGUCUGGAAAAAAGGCUGGUCAGUCAUAAGUGUGUGUACAUAGAAUUUUAGACUUUCAAGAUCUUAAGUUUG